AUGGGUCUUCCAUUGUCAAUUGUUGAUCAUAUAUCAUUCAAGAAUUUCAUGAAUGACGUUGAUCCAAAAUAUAAACCUGUUAAUAGACGUGAUCUUACUCGUUCAUUUUUACCUAGUUUACAUAAAAAAUGCACAGCAAAAUUACAAGAAAUAUGUGCUCAAUCAAGCCAUGUUAGUCUAACACUCGAUGUAUGGACUGACCGCCGCAUGCGGUCUUAUUUCGGUGUUACUUUACAUGCUAUUAUUGAUGAUAAAUAUAAAUCAUUUUUACUUUCAUUCGAACAACUUGAAGGAAAACAUACAAGCGAAAAAUUUUCAGCAGAAUUCGAUCGUAUAAUACAACUUUAUAAUUUAAAUGGUAAAAUUGUUCGUUUGAUUACUGAUAAUGCCAGUAAUAACCUGGCUGCUUUUGAUGAUAUUGUUUUACCUGGAUUCGAAGAUUAUUUUGAUGAAAUAAUAGAUGAUGAAUCUGAAUCAAAUGAUGAAGAAUCUAAUGAUUAUUCAACUGGUGAACGACAACAAUUACAAACAUAUGAAGUUGAUGAUUCUAUUUAUCAAACAACAUUGAAUUCAACAAGUGAAGAAGAAUUUCUACGUUUGCCAUGUUUUUGUCAUUGUUUGCAGCUGGUGGUCAAUGAUGGAAUAAAAGCAAGUGGUGCAGCAUUAUCAUCUCUCAAAAAGGUAGCUGGUUUAGCUAAGCUUGCUCAUUGUAGUACAGCAUUUGCAGAACGACUUGAAAAAAUUAAUUGUUCUAUUCCAACAGCUACUCGGACCAGAUGGAGUAGUCAAUUUCAAACAGUGAAAAGAGUUAUUAGUAUUCCAUCUUCAACACUUAAUUCAAUUUUAACUGAUUUGAAGAAAAAUGAUCUUAUACUUAAUAGCAGAGAUAGAAAAAUUUUGGAAGAAUUUGUAUCUUUGUUUGAGUUAUUUAAUGAAGCUACUGUAUUAACUCAAGGCGAAUCUUAUGCAACUGUUACUCUUGUUGCACCUACUGUUCUUGGUAUACUGUUUGAUCUUGAACGUGAACUCAGUUCUUCUACUUUAAUUCUCUCUUCCUUAUGUGAAACUCUUAUUUCAUCAAUUAAAGCUAGAUUUAGUGGACUUCUUCGUCAUUUUGAAAUUGAUGUACCUUUCGAUUCUUUUUCUAUGUCGGAACGUUUCUCAGAUGUGAUUUUUCUUAUUGCUCCACUUUUUGAUGCAUGCUUUAAACUAUUAUGGCUUGAUAAUCUUCAUACUGUUGUAAAAAUACGUGUUCUUGAAAAAAUUCGUAGUGCCUUUGUUCGCUUUUUUUCUAAAUUAAAUUUUUCUAUGUCACGGAACGUGGGAGCCGAUGUAUCGAACACAAGCGAAUCAAGUGAUAUUGACGUUUUAACAAAGAGCACUGAAUCAUAUAGUAAAAGAAAAUGUCUUUUUCCUUAUUUUAAUGAAACAAAAAAAAGUUCUUUCGAUGAUAAGUCGAGAAUUUUGACUGAAUUUGAUGCUUUUUUAUGUGAAGAAAGUAGUACAGAAAAUUUACUUUUUUCAAAAAAACAUCUUUAUCCAUGUUUAUAUAAACUUGGUUUGAAAUACUUGUCAGUACCGGCUACAUCGGCUCCCAUAGAACGCGUUUUUUCUCAAAGUGGUUUUCUUAUGCGUCCACAUAGAGCAUCAUUAAGUGUAAAAAAUGUUUGUUUACUUACUUUUCUUAAAUGUAACGGUGCUUUGUUAUAA
Messenger RNA from Rotaria sp. Silwood1, 1710 nucleotides. The record is from the annotation of a GenBank genome assembly. Lineage: Eukaryota; Metazoa; Rotifera; Eurotatoria; Philodinida; Philodinidae.